AUCUCUCUCCCCGACUCCGAGCAGCCACGGCCGUCCUCCGCCACAACUUUCGCCAUGGGCGCGCGCUAGCCCCCAAGCCUUUCUUAUCCCCGUCCCGCCACACCUAUGGCUGCUGCUGUUGCCGCUGCCGCUCUCGUCCCAUGGCUCUCCUCGCGCUCCGCCUCGGCCACCUUCUGCACGCUCCGCCCGCGCAACGCCGCAUCCGCUCCCGCCGCCGCCAAAGCGUCGUCGUCUCCUGCAGCGCUGCCACAGUGAGCGCUGGGGCCGCGGCCGUGGUGUGGUUCAAGCAUGACCUCCGAAUCGACGACCACCCGGGCCUCGUCGCCGCCUGCGCCGAGCGCCGUCGCCCCGUCGUGCCGCUCUACGUCUUCGACCGCCGCAUCCUCGCGGGUUAUUCUGAUACAAUGCUGGAACUGCUACUUUUUGCUUUGAAAGACCUUAAGCUGGUAUUAAAGUCGCAAGAGUCUGAUCUGCUCAUAGGCUUGGGAAAUGCUGAAGAUGUUGUUCUGAAACUUGUGAAUGAGGUCCAAGCAGGCGUCAUCUAUACAGAAGAGGAAGUUGAGCACAGUGUGCGUAUUGUUCUAGCCAAUGUUGAAUCUUCUUUGUCUAAGGGAUCGUUUGCAUGGGGAGAGCCUCCUGAUAUGGAAGUUUGGAGUGCUCCACUGUAUGACUAUAAGAGUUUGAGGGGAUUGUCAACAUCACGCAACCAAUUUUUGAAGGACAAAUUAUCUAUGGCUGCACCUGUUGCUUCCCCAACUUUUCCUGCUCUAAGUGUGGAGUCAUACACAGGUUCUUUACCUACACUCGAAGAACUAAAAGUAUUCCUGGAAGAAAGUAGAACCACACAAGAUAAUUGGGUCAAUAUCAAGAGCAUGUCAGCAAGAUCUAUUCUCAAAGCUAACCUCAACCGGAAUAAUGUUAAAAGUAAUGUUACAUUAACUGUCGACAAUGGAGGAAACGUCGAAGAUAUCACCCCGAAUGCUGGUUCGACAGGGAGGAAAAUUAUGGAUUCAAUGUUUGCAUCUGAAAGUUCACUUCAAGUUAGAGGUGGAACAGAUCUUACUUUGGAUGCUUUAGCUGCUUACCUGAAAUACCUGGAAGGCACAGGAAAAGCUAAUUGGCAAGAGUUGCAUGAUAAAGUUCGCUUCGCUGAAACAAGGGACGGUGCUUCAUUUUACACCUUGUUUGGUGCUGCAAUUCAGCUUGGAGUCAUAUCUCGGAGGAGAGUUUACCAUGAAACUAUUCAAUAUGAGAGAGAUCGCAAUGCUGGUUUUCUAUCACCGUUUGGAUACUCAACACCUACAGUGACAUCAGCGGUAGAUGCUAUCUGUUCAUUGGAGUGGUACCGGCUCUUGGCCUUGAAAUCCCAAGUAUGCAUUGAGGCAACUUACCCUUUAAAUUUUUGGAGAUGGAAGGGUUAUCUUAUACAGUAUACUUCUGUUGGCCGUGAAGGUCCUGCAGUUCUUCUUGUGCAUGGCUUUGGGGCUUCCCUGCAGCACUUUCGUGAUAAUAUUGGCAGCAUUGCUGAUGAAGGACACAGAGUCUGGGCGAUUACCCUUCUUGGCUUUGGGAGAUCAGAGAAACCAAAUGUCGACUAUUCAGAACUUCUGUGGUCAGAAUUACUGAGGGAUUUUAUUGUUGAUGUUGUGAGGGAGCCUGUUCAUCUUGUUGGCAAUUCUAUUGGAGGUUAUAUCUGUGCUAUUGCUGCUGGCUUAUGGCCUUCUCUUGCAAAUUCUCUGAUUCUUUUAAACUCAGCUGGUUCAGUUGUUCCAAGUUACUCCUUCAUCCCAUUGAGUAAAGAAGGUCGAACCUUGUGGCUUUCAGGGUUACAGGCACGCCUCCUUUUGCUCUUUUUGAGGUCAAGGGCUGGAGGCAUUCUUAAGGAAUACUAUCCUACAAGAACUGAACGGGUUGACAAGCCACUCGUGGAUGAGAUUAUAAGGGCUUCAUAUGACCCUGGUGCAAAAACAGUUAUCGAGAGCAUAUUCAACUUCAAUCUUUCAAUUCCUCUUAAUUUUCUAUUUGAUUCUUUUGGGGGAGAAAUCUUAGUUAUACAGGGAAUGAAAGAUCCCCUUACAAAAUCCGAGUCAUUUGUUUCCAUGCUCAGAGAGCAUUGCAGCAACGUCCAUAUUAGAGAAUUAGAUGCAGGUCAUGCUCCGCACGAUGAAGUUCCAGAUGAAGUGAAUUCUGUGUUGUGUGAAUGGAUGAAAAUGAAAGAGACUGAACUUAAGUCAGCUUUGGAGAAGUCCAGUGCAAUUUAGAAAUUCUUUUAUGACUGAAGCAUAUGAGUGCAUGCUCACGGUCUGCCAUACUCUUGUUUGCUACAGAAAAGCAUCUUCCUCGACACUGAACCAGGUUUCAUCAUCCUGAGUAUGCAUUACAUCAGUACUACUGCAUUCAUCAAGUUCCGUCCAACGGAAUCCACCAAUCACCGGGGCCUCCUUUGGGAGAUCAUGCGACGGACUUCCCUGUCAGUUUGGCCACCUUCCCCCCUCCAAAAAGAACCGAGCAUUAGCACUCCAUGACAGCAGCUCGUCCCUGUUGUCAAGAGUAAUAUCAUGUCAUGACAGUUACUCAUGAUACACGCUGUGAUUAUUGUGCCCCCUUCUUUAGCUUUGAUGUGUAAGCUUCAGUGCUUUGCGUAGCAGAGCAUCUUAUUCUUGUACGUAUGACCAGCAUCAGCACAUCGUAUCUUGCUCUGCAGGGGUGAACCGAGAGCAAGAAUGAUCUGAUGUCCUUGUCUUAAUCACACAUAAUUUUCGCUUGAAAUUGGAGGUAUCACACACUAUAUUUAUAUGAAACAUAUCAAAGAAAAUGAUUCUGGA
Molecule: messenger RNA, 2825 nt
Organism: Brachypodium distachyon (stiff brome)
Lineage: Eukaryota; Viridiplantae; Streptophyta; Magnoliopsida; Poales; Poaceae
Exons: 15
Coding region: 141-2261 (706 amino acids)
Source: RefSeq, a predicted model, not a curated record